AUGAGCUCUGGAGGGCGCGCGUGGGGGUCUCCGGGCCAGGGCGGCGGCGGCGCUGGCGCCGUGACGGCCGCCGCGUCGCCCGUGGCCGUGAGGCUGCACGACGUGAUGGACGAGGAGCUGGCGGCCAAGCUGCAGCGCGAGGAGCAGGAGCAGUGGGAGCGCGAGAUGGAGGGCCGCUUCGGCGGCGAGGACCGCCAGACGGGCUGGUGCUUCGUGGAGGUGCCGAGCUCCAGCUCGGGCCACGGCGUCAUGAGCGUCAUCCAGCAGGAGGUGACGGUGGAGGACGCGCGGGAAGACAACGACGACCCGGACUACACCUUUGCGCUGGAGCUGCAGGCCCAGGAGGCGGAGGAGUACGACCGCAUGCGGCGACAGGAGGCCUCCUCUAUGGAGCGCAUCCGCGUCAUCCGGCAAGAGGACCCCAAGCGCGAGGAGGUCCGGCAGACGCUGCAGCGCUACUACGACAGAGAAGCGCAUCGGGAGCUGGACCAGGACGACCCGGUCGAGGUGCAUACGGUGCACCAUCACGGUCCUGGCGUCCCAGCGACACACUUGGUUGGUGUAGCUACUGCUGCUGCUGCUGCUUCUGCUGCGAAACCGACCUUGUCGGUCGACCGUCCUCAACUCCGGGACACGGGUGUCUACCACGACGUCUACAUGGACGGAUCGGGCUGGCGAGUGCCGAAGAAGCAGUUCAACGCGCUGCACUCGGCCAUGAAGCACUCGGACAGGAAGAGCCGCCACCGGGCCAAGAACGCGUCGUCGUCGAGUGGUGGCGCACCAAGCCACCGCAUCUGA
Messenger RNA from Phytophthora sojae, 798 nucleotides. RefSeq lists its product as hypothetical. The record is from RefSeq and is a predicted model, not a curated record. The transcript has a single exon. Lineage: Eukaryota; Oomycota; Peronosporomycetes; Peronosporales; Peronosporaceae. The coding region runs from base 1 to 798 and encodes 265 amino acids.